AUGGAUGAAGAAUUGGUUAAUGAGAGAAUUCAAUUAGAGGCUUCUGAGGAUUCACAGCCCCAGACCAAAGAGGAUGAUGUGUAUUCACCGAAAAUAGAUAGCCGAAAACUUGUAAAAUCACAACAACCACUGGAAUAUAAUGCUAUUCUGCAAGGUAAAAAUGUAGUUGAGGCUGUUAGUGAAGCGGCUACGUCGCAGCAUCCUUAUGCGAUGGUUGAGGAACUAACGGUAAAAAGUUACAACGGUUCGAGCUUUGAUAUUGGUACAUCAAAUAGUCAAGUGCAAAUGAUUAAUAAUCAACAGAAACAUUGGCAGAAUCUUUAUCAGAUGACAAAUAAUUCUGGAAAUGGAAAUUCAUUAAGUGAUAUUGGGUUGAUAAGUAGUGGCCAGGCUACAUCUAGUGCUUGGGAAGAUAUUGGAUCCACAUCUUUUCCGGAGUUAUUAGCUAGAAAAUCACAUAGUGAUGGUCAGAGCAAUGUCAUUGAACACUUGGCAGCUGCUGAGAGUAAAGAGGGUGCAGGUGAUGUUCAUCGAGGAAUGCGGACAAAAGUAUUAUCCAAAUCAGGGUUUGCCGAGUAUUUUAUUAAAAAUUCAUUGAAGAGUAAGGGUGUUGUACAUAAAGGUCCAUCUUCGGAUCGCUUCUAUGUUCAGCCUAAAGAGAAAAAUCAGGUAAAAGCUGGCAGUGGUGCAAAUCAGAAUUGGAUUAAGACUAGCAUUGGCGCCAAUCAGAAUGAAAUGAAGACCAGCACUGGUAUAGAUCAGAAACAAAUGAAGACUGGUAUUGGUGCUCAGUCAAACUCUAAUAAAUCAGUCAAGUAUGAUUCCAAAACUGCAAACUUUCCGUUUCACAGCGAUGCUUCUGUGCCUAAGUCUAGCAUGACUGAAUGUGACGGCGUAACAUUGAGAGAAUGGUUAAAAUCUGGCCAGCGCAAAGGAGGAAAAGUGGAAAGUUUUACUAUAUUUAGAAAGAUAGUGGAUUUGGUGGAUGACUCUCACUCUCGGGGAAUUGCAUUGCAUAACCUUUGUCCAUCUUACAUUAAAUUGUUACCAUCAAAUCAGGUCAUGUACAUUGGGUUACCUACUCAAAAACAGACGGCAGACAGUGUUGUAAAUCCUGAAGUUCUUGACUUAGAUAAUUCUUUUAAUAGAAAAAGGGUGUCUGAGCAAGUAACAUCUUCCUCUAUUGAUAUGGAGUCCAAGAAACAAAAAAUUGAUGAGAGUUUGAGGGUUACUGGGAGUGACUUGUGUGUUGAGGCUGCUAGUCAUCAUAAAGUUCAAAUUCCACAAUAUGAGAAAGAUAACCGAUUUUCUCCGUAUAAUUUUGGGAGAAUGUCUAGCAUCCCUUGUGUAUCUAAUACAGGUGAAUUUUCAUCUACAUCUUUAUGUGAAAGAUGGGAAAAUAAGUGGUACGCAAGUCCUGAGGGAGGUUGCACAACAUCAUCAAACAUCUACUGCCUCGGUGUACUCCUUUUUGAGUUACUAGGUCAUUUUGACUCUGAAAAAGCACAUAUUGCAACAAUGUCUGAUCUUCAUCAUAGGAUUCUUCCUCCAGCUUUCCUAUCAGAAAAUCCUAAGGAAGCUGGCUUUUGUCUUUGGCUGCUGCAUCCUGAACCAUCAUCACGUCCAACAACAGGGGAAAUCCUACAAUCCGAAGUGAUUAAUGGAUUACAGGAGUUAUGUAGUGAGGAAUUGUCAUCAUGUAUAGACAAAGAAGAUGCCGAGUCAGAAUUAUUAUUGCAUUUCCUCAUCACAUCGAAAGAACAGAAGCAGAGCGAUGCCUCCAAAUUGGUUGAACAAUUAAAGUGCUUGGAAUCAGAUAUUGAAGAGGCAGAGAGGAGGCAUAGCUCAAGAAAAUCCUUUGUUUCCUCUGGCCUGCAAAACAAUUACUCUUGUCAGAAAGAGAUUAUGCCUCUUAGAAAGGAACUUUUGAGUGUAGACAUGCGGCCCACAGUAUCCCCAAUCUCUAAUACAACGGAAAUGAGAUUAAUGAGAAACAUAGGCCAUCUUGAAAGUGCUUACUUUUCCAUGAGAUCUAAGGUUCAGCUUUCUGAAACAGGUGCCACAGAUCACCCAGAGAAAGAUAUACUAAGAACUCGCGAGAACUGGUGUGGGACACAAAAAGGCGAAGAAAAACAUAAAAGUAAAGAUGCCUUAGGAACCUUCUUUGAUGGGUUGAGCAAAUAUGCACGUUAUAACAGGCUUGAAGUGCGGGGUAUACUCAGAAAUGCAGAUUUUAACAAUCCUGCAAAUGUGAUAUGCUCUCUGAGCUUUGAUCGGGAUGAAGAUUACUUUGCUUCUGCUGGGAUAUCUAAGAAAAUAAAAAUCUUUGACUUCAAUACACUUUGCAAUGAUUCUGUCGAUAUCCAUUAUCCCGCAGUUGAGAUGUCAAACAGAUCAAAGCUCAGCUGUGUUUGCUGGAAUAACUAUAUUAAGAAUUAUCUUGCCUCUACUGACUACGACGGUGUAGUGAAGUUAUGGGAUGCUAGUACAGGUCAAGAAUUUUCUCAGUACAGUGAACAUGAAAAGAGGGCUUGGUCUGUUGACUUCUCUCCAGUAUGUCCUACAAAAUUUGCCAGUGGAAGUGAUGAUUGUACUGUCAAGCUGUGGAGCAUCAGUGAGAGGAACUGUUUAGGCACAAUCCGGAAUGUUGCUAAUGUCUGCUGUGUUCAAUUUUCUGCUCAUUCCUCUCAUUUGCUAGCCUUUGGAUCUGCGAAUUACUCAACUUACUGUUACGAUCUUCGCAAUCUUAGAAGUCCCUGGUGUGUAUUGGUUGGUCACCGUAAAGCUGUAAGCUAUGUCAAAUUCUUAGACUCUGAAACACUUGUUUCUGCAUCUACUGAUAAUUCAUUGAAGAUCUGGGAUCUCAAUAAAACCUCUUCGGUUGGUGCAUCUACAAGUGCUCGUAGCCUAACCCUGGCUGGACAUACUAAUGAGAAGAAUUUUGUGGGGUUGUCUGUUGCUGAUGGGUACAUUGCGUGUGGUUCAGAAUCAAAUGAGGUUUACACCUACUAUAAAACGCUUCCCAUGCCAAUUACUUCACACAAGUUUGGAUCUAUUGAUCCCAUUUCUAGUAAAGAGACUGAUGACGACCAAGGUCAGUUUGUUUCAAGUGUGUGCUGGAGAGGGAAAUCAAACAUGCUUCUUGCAGCCAAUUCAAGUGGAUGUAUAAAAGUGUUGCAGAUGGUUUAA
This is a messenger RNA of Lathyrus sativus (Indian pea), 3189 nucleotides long. NCBI's taxonomy places the organism in Eukaryota, Viridiplantae, Streptophyta, Magnoliopsida, Fabales, Fabaceae. The record is from the annotation of a GenBank genome assembly.